Messenger RNA from Oncorhynchus masou masou (cherry salmon), 7467 nucleotides. Its product is annotated as WAS/WASL-interacting protein family member 2-like. Lineage: Eukaryota; Metazoa; Chordata; Actinopteri; Salmoniformes; Salmonidae. The transcript is spliced from 9 exons. The record is from RefSeq and is a predicted model, not a curated record. Gene Ontology annotation, molecular function: actin binding. Bases 386 to 1879 code for a protein of 497 amino acids.
UACACUGCAGUGUGCAUUUUCCAUCUGCACACUUCCAUCUUCAUUGCUUCAGCAAAUCUGUGCUGCAAGUGAAGGCUGUGAGAGUGAAUGCAGGAGUGAAAUAGCAAUGGCCAGCUUUAAAUGUAUAAUAGACUUGCGAUGAAGGAACUACCGAGAACGAAGAAACAAAUAUGAGUUAAAACGUUAAAUAUCAAACGAAUGGGCUGCUAAGAAACUCAACAGCACUGACCAAACGUUAGAUAUCUGCGAGCUAGAUAUUUCAUUAGCAAAUUGGCCUGAAGACGUCAUCAAUAACAAUGUCACAUGAGCCCAGAAGGUUAUCGAGGUGGUGACAGUUUGUAUCUGAGAACCCAGGCCAUCCACAAGACUUGUUCAGUGGGUCAAGAUGCCGAUUCCUCCCCCUCCCCCUCCACCCCCUGGAGGCCCCCCUCCACCCCCCACCUUCAGCCAGGGCAACACCACCCCACCCAAGCUCAAUCGAGAUGAGGCCAAAGGCAGAGGAGCCCUGCUCGGGGACAUCCACAAAGGGGCCAAGCUGAAGAAGGUCGGCGUGGUCAAUGACAGGAGCGCACCUAUCUUAGAAAAGCCUAAAGUAGGUGGUGUUAGUAGUGGAGGAGGCUCGUCAGGGGCCAUUCAGCCAAUGGGAGGGCUUUUCCAGGCAGGUGUGCCUAAAUUACGACCAGUCGGAGAUGGCUCGGUUGGCAGGUCAGCCAUGACGCCUCCUGGCACGCGCCCCGCUGCUCCUCGUCCUCCUGUUCGCCAGGACAGCACAGAAUGCUCAGCCCAGCAGGCCUCUCCCCCGGAGCACUCCCGAUCCCAGAGGCCCUCCCUCCCCGACCUCUCCCGCCCCCUCAGCGGAGGCAGCCCAAACAGUGGCAUGAAGCACAGCUCCUCCGCCCCUCCACCUCCUCCCCCUUUUUCUCGCCGGGGUAAUGCACCCCCUGCACCGACUCAGAAGGCGCCACCACCCGCCCCCUCCUACAACCGGGAGAAGCCCCUCCCUCCCACGCCAGGACAGAGGGGGACUUCCCCGGUGCCGGCCCGCAACAGCGCCCCUCCUCUGCCUCCUUCUCCCAACAUCAACCGGCGGCCCCCGACGUCAGGGGGCUCCUCAGCUUCCUCCUCUUCCUCCUCUCUGGGUCCACCUCCUCCCCCGUACCGCCAGCCCAUGACCAACGGUCCCUCCAGCCCGGUUAACGAAGCCGCCCCGGAGCUACCUCAGAGACACAACUCCCUCAGCAAGAAGCCGUCGCCCGGACCUGGACUCACUCCAACCCGGGGGCAAGCUCCACCCCCGCCUCCCUCUCCCUCCCCGCCAGGCGGACGCCCCCCCCCUCCAGUCCGUGAGCCCCCCGGCAGAGGGGCAGCUCCACCCCCGCCUGGGUCGACUCAACGAAACGGUGGUCGGGAUGCACCCCCUCCACCACCCCCCUACAGAGGUAGCCCCUCAGAACCUCAUAGCCGUGGCAAGCCCCCCCCUCCUCCCUCCCGUACCCCUGCCGGACCCCCGCCCCCUCCCCCACCUAUCCGCAAUGGACACACCUCCAUUUCCCGCUCCUUCGUAGAUGACUUUGAGUCCAAGUAUUCUUUCCACCCUCUGGAUGACUUCCCUGCUCCAGAGGAGUACCGGCACUUCACCAAGAUCUACCCCAGCAAAGCCAACAGAGCUUUUUAUUGUUUUGACGGUGUCUUUGGCAGUGAUGAGGGGAGCUCCUCCUGCACCACCUGUGGGAAGGUGAACACUGUGAGACCACUUCACUUCUACUGUACAGGAGACAAGGGUUAUACACACACACACACACUACUUUCUCACAUAGAACCUACAGCAUAUAACAUAUACCGACAUGCUUCUCAUUUGAUAACAUUCCAUUUCAACUAAAGCUCCAUAACCAUUCACUCACACGCUCGCCCUUGAGAAUAGCCCAGGAAUUUGGCAGUCAUGCUCCAUUUUGAAGGUGGAGUUGGCAGCUUACUUAUGCCAUUCCCAGCCUGUGUCCACGCGGGUGAACUUGCCCUGUUUUGUCAUAAAGGCAUUACUUACCCAUUGAUGGUGUUUCCAGGCGUGUGUGUGUGGGUGGGUGGGGAACACUUUGACACGGGUAUGAAAGACAUUCACUCCCAUACCACACAGACUGUUGCGAUUGUCAAAAUGGAGAAAAGAAAAUGUUCUCCACGUCAUCAGAGUAUAUGCACUGUGAGAGCCCACAUCACCAUGAAACGGGACUGACACCAGUGACUGUACAGCUUGGCUCGAAGUGUCUGAAGGUGAUUGACUUUUUGGGACCACUGCACCCCUUGCUGAUGUAGGGAACUGCUACUGUUUGAAAGUUCUCUCAGGUAUAUGGUUUGUGGAACAGAGAACUGGAGAUGACGAAGAUGAUAUUGGAAAGGCAUUAUUAGAGAAGAGUCUCCAAAAGUGCCAACUGAGUCGGACCUGAACUGGGAACAGCACAUACCCCCCCCCCCCCAUCCUUUCUCCCUGCUGCAAGGCUGUCGUUGUUUCCCUUAUGAAUGGUGGAAUGGACUGAUCAAAGCAAUAGUUUCAUAUGUUCUCUGUGAUUGUUGUCAGUAAUCAACACCUGUGACAGUGGCGAUCGUUGGUUUGUGAAAAAGUCUUCCUGUUUAGAAUGAUGAUGCACAUGUAUGGGAUCUUGCAGCAAUCUCUCCCUCCCUUCCUCUACGCAGAAGAAAAGACAAACCAGAUAGAUGCAUGUUGUCUUUUCAGCUUGUCUGUCUUGACAAAAUGCAUGAGGGUGAUCUUGUUAGUUGUCCUAAAUGCACAGCAGAAAGUUAUUAUGCCUUCUAACACUAGUCUGGGUCACUGAAACCAUUUCACGACAACUAACUCAUACGAACACUACAACCCUCACUAGUUUAAUGACCGAGCCUUUCAAAUGCAUUGCAUGCUACAGGAUGCUGAACCAGUACAUUGACACUAAAAUACUCAACCCGAACCCAGGCAACGAGUCGGAAGCAAUCCAAGAGUUUAUUGUUCAAAAUUGAUAGAGAGAAAUUAUGUUGAGGGGAAAGUAAAUGUAUGCUUUGCAAAUACAAACCUUUUCCUGGAACUCGGCAGGAUAAGGUUUGUUGAUACCCACAAAAGCCACGUGGUGGCAGUAUUUGAUGAUUUUCCAUAGGGAGACAUGGGACCUACAGUAUAUGCUUGUGAUGCAGUACCCCUUCAAUUUGUCUUUAUAUAUAUUUUUUUUAAACAUACAAAGUUGUAUUAUGGAUUUGGACAAUGUUGAGCGAGCGGGCAGUACAGACCUGUAUGUCUGUCUGUCUGUAACAAUUUUGAGAUCUUCUGCUGAGGGUCGACUGGACAAACCAAUGACAACGGCCAUGUUGUUCAACUCUAUCAAGUUGUCUAUGUUCUGUCUUUGAAAGAAAAAAUCUAAUGUCGUCCUUACAUUUCUUUGCUUAAUGCACUUGUGACCACAAGCCUGAAACAAAUGCACGUUGUUACACAGGGAGGUGAACCUUUAAGGCUGGUACCUGUAAUUUUGUUCCUAUUGUUUAUGUGUUGUGUGGGGUUAGUCUUGUUCCUUAUUUUAAAACGGCCCUGCACCGUGACCGAACCCCCUUAAACUGUCACUCACUAUUCACUUUUUAUUUCAACCAUUUGCUGGUCUUUUGCCUUAUUAUUCGCUGUUGGAGUCAAUUCAGGAUUUGUAAAAAAAAAAAAAAAACUUUUAAAAAACCAAGCUAAUCUAAGUUUAUACACCUCAUAUGGGUAAUACGGUAGUCAUGGCUAUUCUACUUUUAAUAUGUAUAACGCUUGUAAUAUAGUGAAUAAAACAGGGAUAGAUAACGGCAGGCUUUUGUCAGAAUCCAGUGACAAACUGUUAGUCAUCUGCCUUCAGUCCCCCUUUCGAUAUUCCCUCUCUGUGUCACAGAGGGCCUGUGUGGCCAUUCAACAGGAGCAGUAUGUACUCACAUUGAGAGAACCUCCUUGUUCGUGUCUUCUUCUCAUCCCCCAUUUCAUACUUUCAUACUUAGCUUAAUCCAGGCCCUGGUUCCUUCUGUACAUGUCACCCUUCUGCGUCAGACAUGUUGUACCAAUUCAAAUAAAAUGUCAGUGAUGGAGGGGAAACAAAGUCUACUUUUCCUGUCCAGUCCAUUGUCAUCUGUUAACAGAUGACGUUAUGUAAUAAUGUGCCACAGGUUUUGGUUAAAGGGAUAGUUCAUCCACAUUACAAAAUGACAUUGGUUUUAUUUUUUUUAGGGGGUAGAUGGAUUGAUGGAAGCUACAAUGUAAUUGUCUGCAUCCAUUUAGAAAUAUAUAUAUAUAUUUGUUUUCCUUUGUGACCCUAAUUGGAGUAAACUAAUGGACAACCACUUAUCUUAUACACAAGUAUGUGGACACCACUUCAAAUGAGUGUAUUUGGCUAUUUCAGCUAUACCUGUUGCUGACGGGUGUCUAAAAUUGAGCGCACCGCCAUGCAAUCUCCAUAGACAGUGUGCCACGUUGAAAGUCAGUCAUUGGAUGCCACCUUUCCAACAAGUUAGUUUGUCAAAUUUCUGCCAUGCUGGAGCUGCCCCGGUUAACUGUAAGUGCUGUUUAUUGUGAAGUGGAAACUUGACUUACCAACAACAAUGGCUUACCAACAAAGUGGUAGGCCACACAAGCUCACAGAAUGGGAUUGCUGAAGCACGUAAAAAAUAGUCCAUACUCGGUUGCAACACUCACUACCGAGUUCCAAACUGCCUCUGGAAGCAACGUCAGCACAAGAAUUGUCCGUCGGGAACUUCAUGAAAUGUGUUUCCAUUGCUGAGCAGCCUCACACAAGCCUAAGAUCACCAUGCGCAAUGCCAAGUGUCGGCUAGAGUGGUAUAAAGCUCGCCGCCGUGGACUCUGGAGCAGUGGAAACGUGUUCUCUGGAGUAAGGCAUAGAGCCAACUGUAAAGUUUGGUGGAGGAGGAAUAAUGGUCUGGGGCAGUUCUUCAUGGAUCGGGCUCGGCCCCUUAGUUCCAGUGAGGGCUUUGUGGCCACAGUUUGGGGAAGGCCCUUUACUGUUUCAGCAUGACAAUGCCCCCGUGCACAAAGCAAGGUCCAUACAGAAAUGGUUUGUUGAGAUCGGUGUGGAAGAACGUGGCUGGCCUGCACAGAGCCCUGACCUCAACCCCAUUGAACACCUUUGGGCUUAAUUGGAACGUUGUCUGCGAGCCAAGACUAAUCACCCAACAUCAGCGCCUGACCUCAGUAAUGCUCUUGUGGCUGAAUGGAAGCAAGUCCCCACCACACUAUUCCAACCGUAUGGAAAGUCUUCCCAGAAGAGUAGAGGCUGUUAUAGCAGCAAAGGAGGCCCAACUUCAUAUUAAUGCCCAUGAUUUUGGAAUGAGAUGUUCAACGAGCUGGUGUCUACAUACUUUUGGUCAUGUAGUGUAUAUAUAAUUUACAGACACAAUGCAUUUUACAAUAGUUAUCUUGUUUUUAGUCCCACCCUUCAACCCCUCACGGCUAUCUCUUAACACCAUCCCGUUUUGAUUUCUAUGUUUUUUAACUGUGAUGUUUCACAAAAGUUCUGAACCUUUCUCAUAGUUUCUACAGAUUGUAAAUUAAAGUUUUUUUGGGGGGCUAAAAGUAUUAUAUUAUUGAUCAUGACUUUUCAAGUCACCCAUCAGUGCUAUUUGCAGAGUUACCUGCAGGUAAAUGUUGCAAUUCUUCAGUUAUUCCUGUAACCUGCGUCCAGAAACAAGCUACAUAUGGACAUAACACCAAAACAGUAAUUCUGCAGAGCUGGGAUGGUGGUAUUCCCCAUAUACAGUGCAUUUUAAAGUAUUCAGACCCCUGGACUUUUUACACAUUUUGUUAGGGUAAAGCCUUAUUUUAAAAAGGCUGUAAUGUAACAACAUGUGGAAAAAGUCCAGGGGUCUGAAUACUUUCCUAAUGCACUGUAUAUAACAUCCUAUUGGUUGCAAAAUUGUAUAAUUUAAAUUGAAAAAUUCAAGUUUUGAAUCUUUCCAUGUGCCAUGGAAUCGGUACAUCAAAUCUCUUCCCAACUAUUUUGCCAUCUAUGACACAGUUGUCACUUUUUUGAUUUCUUAUAUUAAAUUAGUAAACUUUUUAUUUGGCAUAAUUUCCUUUAACCAAUUUUGGUCUUCAAUGCAGGGCUGACAGACAGCUUCCUUUCUUUUCCCAGUUCCACCUGCCUCUUCCAUUUUUGCAAUAAUGCUGCAAUUAGUUGGUUGUAAUUUUGAGUAGAGCAGACAUUUCCAUUUAAUUUUGUUAGAUGCAUGUGUGACAACUCCAUGCAAUUAGUAUAUUUGAGUUUAGCCAUAAUGGUUUAUUUGUUUGGUCUUUUCUCUUGGAUUAAACUGAAAUUACAACCAACUUUCUACAGCUUAUUUUAAAAAUAGUAAUAUUUUGUAGAUAAUUACAUAUUCAAAUAACCGAAAGUGAGUGGUUGUAAUCUGAAUAAAGGGAAAAAGGCCAUUAUUGAACAAGGGGUGAGGCAUUCUACUAAUCUGUUAAGAGAACCCGUUCAGAUUUAAUUAGAACUUUUCUAUGACUGAAGCCUUUGGUGAGAGGUCUAAAAUUGUAAUAUUUAAUCAUUUCUGCCCCCUGAACCAUGCUGGUUAAGUGUACCUUGAAUUCUAAAUAAAUCACAGUGUCACCAGCAAAGCACACCCACACCACCUCCAUGCUUCACGGUGGGAACCACACAUGCGGAGAUCGUCCGUUCACCUACUCUGCAUCUCACAAAGACACGGCGGUUGGAACCAAAAAUCUACAAUUUGGACUCCAAGCCAAAGGACAGAUUUCCACCGGUCUAAUGUCCAUUGCUUGUGUUUCUUGGCCCAAGCAAGUCUCUUCUUAUUGGUGUCCUUUUAACAGUGGUUUCUUUGCAGCAAUUCAACCAUGAAGGACUGAUUCACGCAGUCUCCUCUGAACAGUUGAUGUUGUGUCUGUGACUUGAACUCUGGAAAGCAUUUAUUUGGGCUGCAAUCUGAGGUGCAGUUAACUCUAAUGAACUUAUCCUCUGCAGCGCUCAUCAUAGCGCUUGAUAGUUUUUGCGACUGCACUUGAAGAAACUUUCAAAGUUCUUAAUAUUCUGCAUUGACGGACUGUUUCUCUUUGCUUAUUUGAGCCGUUCUUGUCAUAAUAUGGACUAGGCCUUUUACCAAAUAUGAUUAUCUUUGAAAUACCACCCCUACCUUGUCACAACACAACUGAUUGGCUCAAAUGCAUUGAGAAGGAAAGAAAUUCCACAAAUUAACUUUUAACAAGGCACACCUGUUAAUUGAAAUGCAUUGCAGGUAACUACAUCAUGAAGCUGGUUGAGAGAAUGCCAAGAGUGUGCAAAGCUGUCAAGGCAAAGGGUGGCUACUUUGAAGAAUCUCAUGAAAUAUUUUGAUUUAACACUUUUUGGUUACAUGGUUCCAUAUGUGUUAUUUCAUAGUUUACAUCUUCACUAUUAUUCUACAAUGAAGAAAAGUCAAAAUAAACAAAAACACUGGAAUGUA